Molecule: messenger RNA, 4201 nt
Organism: Podarcis muralis (Common wall lizard)
Lineage: Eukaryota; Metazoa; Chordata; Lepidosauria; Squamata; Lacertidae
Product: zinc finger protein with KRAB and SCAN domains 5-like
Biological process (GO): regulation of transcription by RNA polymerase II
Molecular function (GO): DNA-binding transcription factor activity, RNA polymerase II-specific; RNA polymerase II cis-regulatory region sequence-specific DNA binding
Source: RefSeq, a predicted model, not a curated record
AAUGGCCAGGAAUCCUGGGAGCUGUAGUCCAAGCAACAUCUGACGACCCGCAGGAUUCCCCAGCCCUGUUCUUGCCCGAAAAAGCUCACAGAAGAGCAGCCCAGGCCUGUUUGGAAAAGGUUAAAUCUACCGAGUGCAACCGCGAUUCCUAGCAACGCCGGGCAAUGUCAGGAGGGAAGUAUCAGGAAUUGCGAAGCCACUUCCUCCCCCCCCUCUCCACAAACCCCACUUUCUAAGAGAGCCCUGGUGGGAAACUGGCUUUUUUAAAAAAAAUGAAAUAAAAUAUAAGAAUAUAAUUUCUCAGGCUGCUGAGAGUGAGUCUGGAUCAGAAGUGCUCUUAUUCAUGGGCCAUGCACAGCGCAGAUGCAUUGCUAAGCCAGCCAAGGAGAGGACAAGCCCAUCUUCCUACUUGAGAACCGGACGGGAGACCCUUGAUUGUGACUCCAAGAGAAGCCCCUUAUCUCGAGAGGGUUAAGACAUCGGAGGCUGUCCCGCGUUGGAAGCGGGAGACUGGAAUAGUUUGAAAGACAAGCAGGGGGACGCAGCUAGCUGCAGGCACCCCUGAGCCUCUGAAAAUGGAGGAGCAGGACAUGGCCGGCUCCAAAUUGUGGCAGGGGAUGCAGGGGGAAGGAAAGAGAGUCCCGCAAGUGGUCCAUGUGGGGAGCAUCGGGACCUUCGUGAGCAAGGAUCUCCCACCACAGAUCAAGCGGGAGCCAGAGGAGGGGCUGCAGCAGCAGCACUGGGAGACCCAGUGGCAGCAGUUCUUGCAGAGCGUGCAGGCCCCAGACUCCAGGUCGCAGCCUCAUCCUGUCUCUGGGGAGGAGGCCAAGGAGAUCCAGGCCUCAUUCCAAGGUGUCACCAAUGCCGCGCAGUGGCCGAGGGGUGGCUGGGUCACCCAGGCUGUGCCGGGCCUCGGCAGGGAAGCCCAGAAGGUCUACCGAAGCCUGGACUCCUUUGUGAAGGUGAAGGAAGAGGCCGCGAGCGAGGGGGCCCUGCGGCCAGAGACACGGCGCCAGCGCUUCCGCCACUUCUGCUACCAGGAGGCCAAAGGGCCCCGCGAGGUUUGCCAAAGGCUCCGGGAGCUGUGCUGCCAGUGGCUGAAACCGGAGAGGCAGACCAAGGAGCAGAUCCUGGAGCUGCUGAUCCUGGAGCAGUUCCUGAUCAUCCUGCCCCUGGAGAUGCAGAGCUGGGUACGCGAGAGCGAGCCAGAGAGCUGCGCCCAGGCAGUGGCCCUGGCAGAAGGCUUCCUGAUGGGGCGGCAAAACGGCAAGAGAUGCGGGCAGCAGCUGCCAGCACCUUUUGCAGAGGUGGCUGUGAAUUCCUCCAAAGUGGACCAGAUCCUGUCCGACACUUGGAACAGGCAGCUCUGCAGAAUAGCCAAGCAGGAUCAGAACAAGGAGGAAAACCAACUCAGUAAUGCCAACGAGCAGGUGGGAGAUAACCUUCAUCGCCAGGAAGGCUCCGACCAGGUGGAGCCGCACGAUGCAUCCAUGAGAAUCGGCUUGGUCUUCCAGAAUUACGAGGAGGGAACUGUGUUGUUGGGUCAGAAGGCGCUGGCAGGCAAACAGGACCCCGAAAGUAGAACGGGUGGAGCUGUAGCCUGUUGGGAAGGCGGCUUCCGCGGGAAGGAACCCAAAGCCCAAAAUUGUGUGGAGGCGAAACCGCACAGCAACACCAACGGAAGCUUCCGGCCAAGCCAAGGCGUCCUUAAGCAGGAAGCAGUCUCCAGGGACGAGAAACUGUUCAAGUCCUCGGCCUUUCCUCCGAGCCCAGACCUCCUCGUCCCCCACGAGAGGAGCCACGUGGGGGACAGGCGAUAUAAAUGCUCUGAGUGUGGGAAGAGUUUCAACCAGAAGCGGUACCUGGCGGGGCACCGGAGAAUCCACCGAGGGGAGACCCCAUACAAAUGCUCAGACUGCGGGAGGAGCUUCAACCGGAAGUGGAACCUCAUUGCUCACAAGAGGAUCCACUCGGGGGAGAACCCGUACAAGUGCUCGGACUGCGGGAAAACAUUCAGCCAGAAGGGUAACCUUAUGACCCACGUGAGGAUCCACACGGGGGAGAAGCCCUACAAGUGCGCCGAGUGCGGGAAGCGCUUCAGCCAGAGGGCGGGCCUCACCUCGCACAGGAAGAGCCACAUAAAAAUCAACAGCGUAGGGAAAGCCACCUUGGGGUAUCUGAUUUUCCUAAACCUCAGUGAAUCUGGGCAAGAGGGGAGCCCUGUAGAAGCUUAGGAGUUGGGCGGGAAGCUCCGUGCAGAGCUCGAAAUCAUUCUUUGUCCGGGGAAAAGGAAAGGAAGGAGGAAACCCUUAGAAUUCCCAACUGUGAUAGAAACAGGCUGCAGACGCGUAGGAUUGAGAAGAAGUUCUGUAAAUGCUGUGACUGAAUGACACUGGGACAGAACUAUCACUCGCAGCUCAUCAAACGGCAGGCUGUGUGGCACGAGACUCUUAAUUGUAGGUUCGAACUGCUUGUUGGGCAAAGGGUUCUUGCAUUGCCAGGGGUUGGACUAAAUGACCCAUGUGGUCCUUUCUGACUCUACAAUCCUAUGAAAAGUAUUCUGGGCUAUAUGGGAAGGGCUGCAUCUCAGUGGUAGAGCAUGUGCGUUCAAUUUCUGACAUCUCCAGUUAGUGUCAACGAUGCUAAGCUCGAUGGACCAGUGGUCUGCCACAGAAUGAGGCAGCGUCCUUUGUUGAAGCAGCUCUCGUUUAGAAGGACUGGGAUCUCACUUAGUCUUUAAUAGACCAAAACUCAGAGGUAGAGCAUCUGUUUUUACAUGCAGAAGGUCUAAGGCUCGAUCUCCGGCCUCUCCAGGUAGGGCAUUCAUCUGCAGAACCAAUGCUCAGUAAAGGCCAGACGUAGUCUGACCUCCGUGUAAGCGUUCUGCAAGCAAAAUGGAAUGAAUGCUGAAGAAACAGGUUGCCUGGAGGAGCCCAGGUCUGACCAGGGUUUACGUGGGUGGAGAUGGGCAGCUAAACUCGGUGGUCCUGUGGACUUUGCUGCAGAACAGCAUGUCUUAAAGGCACACCAACAGGCUGCUUCAAAAGUUGACAGUUGUAGUUUAUGGCCCUGAGGGUCUUGAUUCAGCAUCAGUAGGCUCUGGGUAGGGGAUACAGAGGUACUUUGGUUCUUGAACUUAAUCCAUUCCGGGAGUCCAUUCGACUGCUGAAACCGUUUGAAAACCAAGGCACAGUUUCCAAUUGGCUGCAGGAGCUUCCUGCACUCAAGCGGAAGCCACAUUGGAUGUUCAGCUCACGAAAAACUUUCACAAACUUCCGGGCUUGCGGUGUUUGGGAGCCGAUUUGUUCGGGAGCAAAGCUGUUCAGGAACCAAGGUACCAUCGUAUUCUUCCGCAAGCCAGCUGCUAUGUUUUCUGCAAGGCAUUAACGUAGUCGAGGGCACCCUUGGAAUCUUUAGGCACCCCACACAAUUAUUCUCUAGGUUGCCUCCAUGGUGCAACCGGCGCAGACCAUUUGUUUGUGUUGCAUUCAAAAUGAUUUUCGUUUUUGAUAAAAAAAUUAAAAGCCAGAGCACAGCUUCAAAAGGUUAGUGGGAAAUUGUUUGGCUUUUUUAAAGAACCACCUUCUAGAAUCCAGUGUUUUCGGAUUGUAGUUAUACGUACCAAAUAAUUACAAAAACAAUCUAUGCAGACCAUGAGAGGGUUCCAUGCGAUUAAUGCGUCACAACAUUCACCAGCUUGAGGCUGUCCAUCUCUCAUCAGCCCCAGCUGUAGUCCAGAACAUCUCAAAGGUGCCUGGUUGAAGAAGACUGACACACUGAACAGAUUAGACUGUCCUCUGUGCUUUGCCUUCCCAGCCUCCAAAACUCACUUUCCCCCCAGAGCUUCACACCAUUCCUGUUCCCUUGGCCCCAAGCUAUAAUUUUCUUACAGCCCAGCCGACAUCCUGUUCAUCAUCUCAGCAGAAGUUUGCUUAUUGCCAACGUUCUGUGGCUGGUCAGUCCCCCUCUGUGACCUCACAGGGGCUCAGCCAAUGGCUGCAAAGAGGGAACGGGCACCAAAAAAGCAAAAUGGGACACUGGGGGAGGGAAUAAUAAAACCCCAGGAAGAUGCUUUAAAAAUGAGCAACGUUUUACUUAAUUGGGAAAGGGCACAACAAAGAAAGGGAAAAAAACCUCAGUGUUAUAAAGCUUAACUCUCAAAAGUUUGCUCACAUUGCAAUAAAAUUUGUUUGCCUCUUUG